Molecule: messenger RNA, 2373 nt
Organism: Rhipicephalus sanguineus (brown dog tick)
Lineage: Eukaryota; Metazoa; Arthropoda; Arachnida; Ixodida; Ixodidae
Exons: 2
Coding region: 167-1252 (361 amino acids)
Source: RefSeq, a predicted model, not a curated record
GUCCUUCUCCCCUGGGCAGCACAAAGUUCAGUUGACCUCAGUUCAGCGGGGAGGGUGCGCAAACCGUAGAAACGUAGUGGUUUCGAGACAGCCCGCCUGUGGUCCUGUCAGUGUGGGGGCCGUAGUUGCAUAACUGAAGAACCCGGUGGCCUCGAAGAGCUCAACAAUGAUCAACGCUGAGUUAGUUCAGUUGGUGAAAACCUUCUUGACAGGACAUAAGACCGAACAAGAACGCAUCGAAAGCCCAUCGCCGGCACAAUUGGCCGUAUUUGACAAGAAAGCAGCAAAAGGGUACUACUGCUUCACUUGGCGUACCUCGUCAGGCGACAAAUGUGUCUGCGGGACUGAGGCUAUCGCGCCGAGGCGGAUAUCAAAGUUCGUGAAGCACCAUCACUGCGGCGGUGGUCCUUCUUGCCUGAGGGAAAUAUGUAUGUCAAACGCUACCAGUGGCGCCGAGUGGAAGCCAGUGGUGUCCAGGGACAUCCAAAGGCUCAGCUGCAUUUGCCCGCACCUGCGCGAGGUUUCUCUCAACGGUUUUAGCUUCGGCGCCGCACAUCGGAAGCGACGCAUCAAGCUUCGCGACUUUCCUAAGCAUCUGGUGUCCCUCUCUUUGCGCAACUGCGUUCUCGACAUGAAGACAUUCCUCUCAGCGGGACUCGUCGAAAACAGCGAACUGACUGCCCUUGACCUGGGCCGGUGCUUUUUCCUCAAUGAUAACAAGUCUCGCAGCAAAAGACGAGUGGCUUGGCCACUGCUUCCUUUGCUCGAGAGAUUGUGUUUGGAAGGUUGCCCGUUCCUCAUUUCCGAAGCUCUCCUUAGCGACGUCCUGCUUGGUUGUCCAUCGCUGCAGGUGCUGGACUUGGAAGGCACAUCUCUGCAAAGUACCGUCGACGUCGCACUCAUCGGACGAUGCCUGCCAAAGCUCAGAGAACUUUUCAUUGGGUGGACUGACGUGAACGACUCUUCAUUUCUAGCACUGGAACGAGGAUAUUUCGAUGAGCUUGUUACGCUGUGUCUCGUGGGAACUCACGUGACGAACUUGGGCGUGCUGGCGGUCUGCGGCAUUUGUCCGCGGCUGCGUACAAUCCGUGUAACUAUGGGACGCUGGGCUGUCAGGAAGCUUGAAAGAGUGGAUGUCUGUCACUGCGUUAGCAUUGAGAUUGUUUGCUUCAGGAGCGACAAUGUGCAUGCGUUUAUACGCCACGAAGGAUGCGAGCACUUCCGCGAGCAUGCGAAGCGAUCACUAACAUGACGAAAGAAGGAAUAGACAAAACUGGAUGCACAUGCGCCAGCAACAUGCUAACUGCUUCACAAGUUUUGGAUCACUUGCUUUUGUAUAUACGCGCAUGCUCACUUCAGCACUAUUCUAAAUGUGCUCAACAGACACGCCUGCUGUAGGCAGUCACAGAAUUUCUGUUGUGUGUCUGUAUUUAGAGUGACAAAUACCUAAAUGCCAGUGACUUGCUAGUCUUUGUAUUACAAACUGGUACACUAUAUAAUGCUGUCGAAAAAGGACAAUUUGUGCUUGGAAAUGAAGCACAAUGCUUUGACGUGCUAUUUGAACGUUUACUUUCUGUAUAUAGGCAUAUUGAGUGAACGAAAGGGUUUUUACUUUCGUUGUAGCUGUACUUAGUUCGCUCAAAUGAAAAAAAGAUACAAAGAAACGGGUUAUAUGACCAGGUUUAUGCAUAUACGGCGCAAACGGCGCUGGCAGAAUAAAGUGAAUGGGCAAAUGCUUUUAAAUUUUUUUUUUGCCUCUCGGAGACAGUGUAUAACGUACCAAGAAUGAGAGCCUGUGGAUUUCCCCAGACGCCGCCGAGUCGGGACGAGUGGGAAAACACGAGCAGGUUUGCAUAUUUACAAGCAACCGAUUGUCACCGCAUUGGAACUACGACAAAUACGAACUUCCGCGCUGGACAAUGCCUCUGCCACGGAAGAGCAAUUCUCAUUUCCGCCGAAGCAGCUGCGGCGACUGAAUAAACCAUUCUAUAGGUCUCUCAUUCAAGCUGCAACCGCAUAAUACGUUCAGUUCGCGGUGUGAACGACACGCCAGCACGCGAGGUCGCCGAGCGAGGUGCGAUAAAAGGAAAAAAAAAAACGUUGCUUUUUGGCCCGGAACAGAAGCAGCUAAACCACUGCGGUAUCUAAAAUAGCAUUGUCGUAUUGUGAAGCAAUCGAACAUUUGUUUACGAAAUGAGAAACACGUGGGCGAUUUGAGCAUAAGCAGCUGCGACCACUUGCUCGAUGCUUCUUUUCUCAUGUUACAUCUGCAUGCAUUGUUACAGUGAACGCCGCUCACAACGCCCUCCGGAACUUCCACAAUUAGCAAAAGCCUAAAUAAAUGUACAGCUCGUAGCACGCACUAUUCCUUGA